This is a messenger RNA of Dendrobium catenatum, 2129 nucleotides long. RefSeq lists its product as uncharacterized. NCBI's taxonomy places the organism in Eukaryota, Viridiplantae, Streptophyta, Magnoliopsida, Asparagales, Orchidaceae. The record is from RefSeq and is a predicted model, not a curated record. Gene Ontology annotation, molecular function: DNA binding.
ACCGCACCGCCGUGAUCUUCAUUUCCAUGCACGCUUAGAAGUCACAAAUGUCGGAUAAAAUUCCACCGAAAGUAGUAACGACAGAUGAGAAUUUUUUUUAGCAAGAAAAUCCGACGUAACAGCACGAAUCUGAAUGUACAGAUUACGCAACACGUGGUUUUGGUGGUACUCGCCUUGCCGGCUGCUUCCGGUACUACUAUACUGACGGAUUUAUGGAGCGAGAGCACGGAUGACUAGCGAGGUGCCGGCGAACCAGGCGGCGCCCGGAGGAGAACGUCGGAGCUAUGAAGACGCGUCGACUGCGAGAAACGUCUAGCGAAACGCCGGAGGAUAGUCCGCCGGAGUGGCUACCGAAUGGAUGGACCGUGGAGGUCCGAAAUACGAGGCGUGGCAAGUAUAGGUGUUAUAGAUCCCCUGUGUCUGGUUGUACAUUCAAGUCCAAAGAGGAGGUUUUGCACCAUCUUAGUGGUGAAAAGCAUGGUGAUGGCGCUUCUAGAAGAGCAUCGUGUUCUAAUGAAAGCAAUAAGCAACAUGUAGAAGAAAUGAAAGAAUCUCUUGAAUGGUUGCCUUCUGGAUGGAUUUUGGAGAUUAAAACUCGAAAGAGUGGGAAAACUACUGGAAAGCAGUACAAGCUUCAGCUUCUGCCAAGAAACUGAAAUCAAAGCCAAUUGGGAAGAAACACCAUCUCACUGAAGAAAUACUUUCAAAUGGAGAGUUGGGUGAGACUGCCACAUUUUCUGAUAGAUUGCUGCUGCCACCCUUUUCUCAUGAAAAUGUCGAGGUAAAGCCGAAGGAGCAAAAUGCACAAGAAUCAGCAACAUUAAGCCCUCCCUGUUCUCUCAAUCCAAGCGAAAGAACGCCAAAGAAUGGAAGGAUACCCAAGGCAAAAUGUACUAGAAAAUCCAAUAUCUCAAAUGAGAAAACAACCGUGGAAAUUGAGGAGAAUAUCAAACUAGAAGAGGUUACCAAGAAGCCAGCAAACCCAUUGGACCGGACAGUAAUUGAUACGCAAUUUGAUGGCAAAGAGCUUGCAAAACACGCAGAAGAUGGGGUAAAUCCGAGGAGAGGAAGCAAGCGUGAAUCUGUCUCCAACUCAAAGGAGAAUUCCAAGGAAGAAGACAAGGUGAUGCCGCAAGUUGACAAUAUAACUGUGAAGUUUCAUCUGACAUCGAAUGAGAAAUCAAAGGAUCUUCUAGGAGACGAGAUGGAACUUAUUGUGGCCAACCAGAAAGCAUCAGCUAAAAAAGAAGACUUUUUGGAUCCACGAAAUAAAAACCUCUCAGAACUGGAGAAGGAACUUCCAGUGGUGGUGGGAAAUCCCUCAACUCCAGAUUUGGUGAAACCAAAGCAUGGAAGCAGAAAAGCAAAGGCUGUCAAUGCAAUAUCCAGUCCUCGGCGAUUUUCAAGACGGCUAGCUUGCGUCGAAGCUGACCUUGCGGCAGAUGUAGAUAUGGGCGGUGAGCGCCCUCGUGAAUCGAAAUCCAAGAAUACCAUGACAAAAGAAUCCCCUCAGAUGCAGAAAAGCAUGGAAGGCGAGGCUACGAAGACCAUGGAAUGCCUUCAAAGAAAGAACACCAUGGAAAAUGGAGCGGCCGCCGUCAUGAAUCAAGCAACAAGUAUCUGGCCAGAUUUCCCAUCAACUUCACCAUUUGGAGAUUCCUGGCUUGAUCCUUGUCUAGAAUUUGCAUUCAAGACACUAACAGGUGAUCUCCCAGUUCUUGAUGAUGCAAUAGCAAUUCAAGAAUAUUUCCAGCAGCAGCUGGUUUCAGUUGCAGGCUCAACAAACCCAGAUCUUCACUCUCCUAUAUCAAAUAACAAAGCAGAAGCUGCUCCUGCUUCUCAUGAGGUAGAGUUUAAGCUACCUAGUGAGCAGCAUAUGCAAGAAAGGUAUCAAUUAGGUGCAAUGGAGAAUAAGUAAAUGUGUUCUGAUGAGAUGUACAAGACUUCCUGUAAUGGUAAGAAUUUGUAGGUUAGCUACUGUGCCUGAGUGACUUUUAACUUGUAGGCUCUAUGGGAUCUUAGUUUAAAAACACCCCCUAAUGCAGGCCAUGUAUUUUUACAAUGCACUAUUAUACAUUGGUAGCCGUUGGUUAGCUUCUAAUAAGAUUAUUAGUUGGAGGAUAGAAUCA